CUAGACUAACCUUAACCCAUUUUUUCUCCCCAAAUCUCCAUCUGUCAAAACUGCAGUUCCCUCCGGUUGUCCCCCUGUCCCUUGGAGAAUGCUGCUGAUGGGCAGACCAGGAAGUGAAAUCAGCAGUGUGACUAUUGUCAUUUGAACUUUAUACGGAAUAACCUGUUGUGGACCAUGCAUGUAUUUUUGGAAGCUAGCUAUUGAUUUGUUUCUUACACUAACUAGCCAUGGUGGUGGAGCAGAGAAGCUGGGUGCUGACUGGCGCAACUGUCGCCUUUGUCGCAGCGCUUUACCUGCCCUGCACGCAGAAGGCUGUCCCCGGUGGAGACUCAGGAGAGCUGAUCACCGCUGCUUGUGAGCUGGGGGUGGCUCACCCCCCAGGAUACCCAGUCUUCACCCUCCUAGCCUGGCUGGCUCUGUCCCUGCUGCCCUAUCUCUCCCUCUCCAUGUCUCCAGCCCACAGUGUCAACCUGCUGAGCAGCUUGCUGGGGGCCGGGGCCAGCGGGGCCCUCUGCUUCACUGUCUGCAGACUGGCAGGCCCAGGGCCGGGUGCGGUGCUGGCUGGGGGGGUGUUUGCUGUGUCCAGGCUCAGCUGGCAGUGGUCGGUGGUGGCUGAGGUCUUCUCCCUCAACAACCUCUUUGUUGGGCUCCUCUUCUCCCUGACUACCAGCUUCCACUGUGCUGACAGUGCCCCCCAGAGGAGGAAGGUUUCCCAUUGGGGGGCGCUGUGCUGUGGCCUGGGUCUGUGUAACCAGCACACUCUGGUGUUGUACGCGGUGGUCAUCAUUCCUUGGGUCCUGCUCCAACUCUACUCUCACAGGGAGCUGUCUGUGUGUGGGCUGAUGUCUCUGGGACUGUGUUUCCUGGGGGGUCUACUGCCCUACGUCUACCUGCCUAUCUCCUCCUACCUGAACACAGCUCGCUGGAGCUGGGGAGACCAGACUUCCCUCUCAGGCCUCUUUACUCACCUACUGAGGACUGAAUACGGCACCUUCAGCUUGGCCAAGACAGAAGGUACCGGGAACCUCACCAUGAUGCUAAAGGCUCAGCUGGACCACUGUAUGGCUGACCUGUCCCUCCCCGUGCUGGUCCUGGCUGGACUGGGCCUGUUCCUCGUCUCCUGGGACAGGAGGCGCCGUGUUGUUUCCUGGCUACUGACGGCCAUGCUGCUACUCUACUCCCUGUUCUUCGCCUGGAGAGCCAACCUGGACAUCAGCAGACCCCUACUGCUGGGAGUGGUGGAGCGGUUCUGGCUUCAGAGCGAUGCUGUGGUGUGUGUGCUGGCUGGGCUGGGCCUGAGUUGGACACACACAGGCCUGGAGAGGAGGCUAGGCCAUGGGGGUCUGUGGAGGGCCGGAGGCUGGCUCUUCACCGUAGGUGUCCUGGCACGCAUGGUGCUCUCCAACCAUCGGGAGUGUGAUCAGAGCAUCAACAGUGUUGUGGAGCGGUUCGGCAGGGAGCUUCUGGCCUCUGUCCCUCCAGACUCUAUCAUCCUGACCCGGGGAGACCUCCCAGGGAACUCCCUGCGCUACCUCCACUACUGCCAGGGGGUCCGGCCUGACGUACACCUCGUUGACCAGGAGAUGAUGACGUACAGCUGGUACGUGGCCAAGCUGGGCCAGCAUCACCCUGGGGUUCAUUUCCCAGGGCUCUGGUGGGACCCGGUCCACACUGAGAAGAAGGACACCUUCAGUCUGGAGCAGUUCCUCUCUCACAACACACAGGGGGCCGUGCUGGCCUGCAUCGGGCUUCCUAACGGGGACCCCAGCUGGGAGAGGAGCUUCUCUCGCUGGCCCCUAGGCGUGUGUGACCACCUGGUGCCUGCCCAGGAGCACUUCCACCCGGAGGAGUGGGCCCGUCGCACCCGCUACAUCUAUAACUGGACUGAACCACACAACAGCUUCCACCCAGGGUCCUGGGAGAGGGUGGCUAAUGAGGAGAUGUGGCAGGCCAGGAUGAAGACGGCUUUCUUUCUGUUUGACCUGGCUGAGAGGAUCCAGGGAGAGGGGAAAGCUCGCCUGUUUGAGCUCUCCUACACUCUGUAUAAGGAGAUUGUGGAGAGGCAUACAGACUACCCUCCUAACUGGGAUAAAAACCUGGCCCUGGCCAGCGAGAGGCUGCUGCGUUCAGGGAAGGAGGGCUACAGCCCUGAUAGCCUGCUGACCUGCAGCAUCCAGCACUUCAGCCUGUACCUGGACAAGGAGCCCACGGACUCCCAGGCCCCCGCCAUCCGCACCGCCGUCUCCCACCUGCUGCAGGAGAGGACCAGGCUCCGGCAGAAACACACCCCGUGAGGGAGGGGAGUGUCAGAUAGAGCAGGCAUACAGGAAGUACUGCAGGACACCAUGGAGCCUCUCUGAGGAGGAGAGGUCCUCUCAAUGAGUGUGGCAGCCAGGGGACGUUGACUGACCUACAGGCUGUGUCUGGUGCUCUAACUUCUCUGCUGGUUGGGAUGAAGGGUUUUCUCAGGGGUUGAACACGCCCAGUACACUGGAGAGUAGACUGGGCUGUACCGGCAUUCAUCAUGGGAAAAUGUAUGUAUGAUGACCUGGAAAAUUCUGUGAUGAAGUAGGGCAGGAAAAACAUCCCUUGUCAAAGACUUGGCUACAACAUGGGACCUAAUAUGGAGGUAGUGUUGGUGAUGGGGCUCUCUGUGAUGAGGUGGGGUUGUCCAGACAAACAGGAACCAGGCUGCACCUCACACUGCAGGAAUGUUUUCCACUGGGGACAUUACAUGACUUUUGCAGCCUGGAUUGAACCCAAUCAAGCUGUUCAAGUCUCCCACACAUACUUUUAUUUACUAUUUCCCUGUCUCAUUUUUCUGUCUCUCUCUGCAUCUCUUUCUCUCUCACAGCUUUUAACGUUAUGAUUAUGUGGCCGUGGCCACCUGCUGAUUUAGUUAUCUUUUUCUCCCAUUAGGUGGCAGGGCUGAGAUUGAGGGAAACCCAAUUUGGGCGCAGAAAUGGGGGAUUAGAGCAGGCUCUUAAUCUGUGACAGACUUGUGCAUUGCCACGCUGUCGCUGUCCUGGGCUCUGGGCUCUUAGCGUGACCCUGGCUCCCAGUCGCCACCGCUGCCCACCAACUAUACAUCCAUCUGAGUUGGUCCUUUAAAAACAAAUGGAUUCAAUGAGCUUUUUUUUCUCCCUUUGACGACAGAGCUAUAAUCCCUCAUAGAUUUAAAUGAAAUAUGAAAUGUUACAAUGCCAGGGACCCUUUUAGAGGUGUGUGUGUGUGUGUGUGUGUGUGUGUGUGUGUGUGUGUGUGUGUGUGUGUGUGUGUGUGUGUGUGUGUGUGUGUGUGUGUGUGUGUGUGUGUGUGUGUGUGUGUGUGUGUGCGCCCCUCCAGUGAUACGCAGAGAGGAAAAACACACUCACACACACCGAGCAGUGGAGCGCUUUCAUCUCCAGAGAGACAUUCCGUCACGCAGACAUCGAGUCAAAACCACAGUCACGCAGACACUCAGAGACGUUGCAUCCAGACAUGCAAAGGUCCUCAGCAGCACGACCCACACUCCUGGAUAGAUGGACUCAGUAACUUGAGGCUGGUCUGAGAGACAUGGUGAUUCAGUACACCUGAUUACAUCUUUAACUACUGUCCCUUUCAUUCCUUCCCCCCUCUGUUCUCGCAUAGACUUUGUACCUAAUUUACCGUACACAUUCUCAGUCUGUGAACAUGCUAUUUCACUCUUUCGGGGCUGGUGUGUUUGAUAUUUGGGCGCCACUGAUUUCUAUGAGACCUGGUCCACAGCCACUCCUGUGUCCACAGCCAGCCUAGCCUGUGUCCUGUCCUGUCAUCUGCUCUCAUUGUACUUUUAAUGGCAUGGACAGAGAGGGCAGAGCAUUGGAAGUGCUGCUCCGGUCCUCUCAGAAAACAACCUGCCCUCUGCUCUGUCCACGAGGCUGGCUGAUGAGAAUGGGCCUAGGACAGAUGGUUCAUCUCUCUCUCAGAAAAAAGUGUUUUUCUGUUCUCCAAAGAUUAAAAUACUCUAAGAAAGAUUA
Messenger RNA from Salmo salar (Atlantic salmon), 3998 nucleotides. RefSeq names its product protein O-mannosyl-transferase TMEM260. The record is from RefSeq and is a predicted model, not a curated record. Lineage: Eukaryota; Metazoa; Chordata; Actinopteri; Salmoniformes; Salmonidae.